GCGGGCGGGCGGAGCGUAAAAAAGUCUAGCAGUACAAUAGUCCAAUUUACAGCGGCCAUCUGGUUGCUCCUUCUCUUAUUCGUAGUCAUGCCCACUAGACUUCACCACAACAGAAAGAAGCGUGGACACGUUUCAGCUGGUCACGGUCGUGUUGGCAAGCACAGAAAGCAUCCUGGUGGUCGUGGUCUUGCUGGUGGUCAACAUCAUCACCGUAUCAACAUGGACAAGUACCAUCCUGGUUACUUCGGUAAGGUCGGUAUGAGAUACUUCCACAAGACCCAUAACCAGUUCCACCGUCCUAUUGUCAACCUUGACAAGAUCUGGACCUUGGUUGGUGAGGAAGUCCGCAACAAGUACAAGAACACCGAGAAGGUCGCCGUCAUCGAUGCCCUUCAACACGGUUUCCACAAGGUUCUUGCCAAGGGUCGCUUGCCCGAGCAACCCGUCAUUGUCCGCACCAAGUUCGUCUCUCGUCGUGCUGAGGAGAAGAUCAAGGCUGCUGGUGGUGUUGUUGAGCUUAUUGCUUAAAUUUCCUACUUGCGACUAAAACUUGUGCAAAUAAAAUGAAUAAUUAAAAAUGAUAUACACAUCAAAUUGUAUCAGCC
This is a messenger RNA of Umbelopsis ramanniana AG, 605 nucleotides long. RefSeq lists its product as uncharacterized. Bases 88 to 528 code for a protein of 146 amino acids. Gene Ontology annotation, biological process: translation. Gene Ontology annotation, cellular component: cytosolic large ribosomal subunit; ribosome. Gene Ontology annotation, molecular function: structural constituent of ribosome. The record is from RefSeq and is a predicted model, not a curated record. The transcript is spliced from 4 exons. NCBI's taxonomy places the organism in Eukaryota, Fungi, Mucoromycota, Umbelopsidomycetes, Umbelopsidales, Umbelopsidaceae.